Molecule: messenger RNA, 3682 nt
Organism: Carcharodon carcharias (great white shark)
Lineage: Eukaryota; Metazoa; Chordata; Chondrichthyes; Lamniformes; Lamnidae
Product: caveolin-2-like
Exons: 4
Coding region: 3108-3596 (162 amino acids)
Biological process (GO): caveola assembly
Cellular component (GO): caveola
Molecular function (GO): molecular adaptor activity
Source: RefSeq, a predicted model, not a curated record
UUGCACACAGCAGGACCCUAGAGAUUGGGCUUCAAUUCCUGGAGACACCAGGGCAAAACUGAAGGGCUGGCAGCCCUACCCCAGGAAUCAGGAUGGACGUAUUCACUGACCAGUGGAGGGGACUAGUGGCAGGGGUGAGGGUGCUGCUCGGGUCUGACCAAACUUUACAGACCGAGCUCCAGAACCCGGCACUGAAUGCCAGCUCUCUCUGCAGCACAACCAUCAGAUACAGCAGAGACUGGACCACCAUCGGAGAUAUCCACCCAGCAUAGACUGGACCACCAUCAGAGAUAUCCACCCAUCAGAGACUAGAUCAGAGAUAUCCACCCAGCAGAGACUAGACCACCAUCAGAGAUAUCCACCUAGCAGAGACUAGACCACCAUCAGAGAUAUCCACCCAGCAGAGACUAGACCACCAUCAGAGAUAUCCACCCAGCAGAGACUGGACCACCAUCAGAGAUAUCCACCCAGCAGAGACUGGACCACCAUCAGAGAUAUCCACCCAGCAGAGACUGGGCCACCAUCAGAGAUAUCCACCCAGCAGAGACUGGACCACCAUCAGAGAUAUCCACCCAGCAGAGACUAGACCACCAUCAAAGAUAUCCACCCAGCAGAGACUGGACCACCAUCAGAGAUAUCCACCCAGCAGAGACUGGACCACCAUCAGAGAUAUCCACCCAGCAGAGACUGGACCACCAUCAGAGAUAUCCACCCAGCAGAGACUGGACCACCAUCAGAGAUAUCCACCCAGCAGAGACUGGACCACCAUCAGAGAUAUCCACCCAGCAGAGACUGGACCACCAUCAGAGAUAUCCACCCAGCAGAGACUGGACCACCAUCAGAGAUAUCCACCCAGCAGAGACUGGACCACCAUCAGAGAUAUCCACCCAGCAGAGACUGGACCACCAUCAGAGAUAUCCACCCAGCAGAGACUAGAUCAGAGAUAUCCACCCAGCAGAGACUAGAUCAGAGAUAUCCACCCAGCAGAGACUGGACCACCAUCAGAGAUAUCCACCCAGCAGAGACUAGAUCAGAGAUAUCCAUCCAGCAGAGACUAGACCACCAUCAGAGAUAUCCACCCAGCAGAGACUAGACCGCCAUCAGAGAUAUCCACCCAGCAGAGACUAGACCACCAUCAGAGAUAUCCACCCAGCAGAGACUAGACCACCAUCAGAGAUAUCCACCCAGCAGAGACUAGACCACCAUCAGAGAUAUCCACCCAGCAGAGACUAGACCACCAUCAGAGAUAUCCACCCAGCAGAGACUAGACCACCAUCAGAGAUAUCCACCCAGCAGAGACUAGACCACCAUCAGAGAUAUCCACCCAGCAGAGACUGGACCACCAUCAGAGAUAUCCACCCAACAGAGACUGGACCACCAUCAGAGAUAUCCACCCAGCAGCGACUGGACCACCAUCAGAGAUAUCCACCCAGCAGAGACUGGACCACCAUCAGAGAUAUCCACCCAGCAGAGAUUGGACCACCAUCAGAGAUAUCCACCCAGCAGAGACUGGACCACCAUCAGAGAUAUCCACCCAGCGGAGACUGGACCACCAUCAGAGAUAUCCACCCAGCAGAGACUGGACCACCAUCAGAGAUAUCCACCCAGCAGAGACUAGACCACCAUCAGAGAUAUCCACCCAGCAGAGACUAGACCACCAUCAGAGAUAUCCACCCAGGAGAGACUGGACCACCAUCAGAGAUAUCCACCCAGCAGAGACUAGACCACCAUCAGAGAUAUCCAUCCAGCAGAGACUAGAUCAGAGAUAUCCAUCCAGCAGAGACUAGACCACCAUCAGAGAUAUCCACCCAGCAGAGACUAGACCACCAUCAGAGAUAAGCACCCAGCAGAGACCAGACCACCAUCAGAGAUAUCCACCCAGCAGAGACUAGACCACCAUCAGAGAUAUCCACCCAGCAGAGACUGGACCACCAUCAGAGAUAUCCACCCAGCAGAGACUGGACCACCAUCAGAGAUAUCCACCCAGCAGAGACUGGACCACCAUCAGAGAUAUCCACCCAGCAGAGAUAUCCACCCAGCAGAGACUGGACCACCAUCAGAGAUAUCCACCCAGCAGAGAUAUCCACCCAGCAGAGACUGGACCACCAUCAGAGAUAUCCACCCAGCAGAGACUGGACCACCAUCAGAGAUAUCCACCCAGCAGAGACUGGACCACCAUCAGAGAUAUCCACCCAGCAGAGACUGGACCACCAUCAGAGAUAUCCACCCAGCAGAGACUGGACCACCAUCAGAGAUAUCCACCCAGCAGAGACUAGACCACCAUCAGAGAUAUCCACCCAGAACGAGACGUUCCCUGUCUCAAGGAUUAGACUUCAAUGCUCCACUAGACGACCAUCAAUCUGAGAUAUCCACCCGGAACGAGAUAGUCAAGGGCUAGACUUCAAUCCUCCACUAGACCACUGUUAAUCAGAGAUAUCCACCCAGAAUGAGACAGCCAAGGAUUAAACUUCAAUCCUGCACUAGACCACCACCAAUCAGAGAUAUCCAUAAGACAAGGUGAACAUUUUGCUUUUCAACUAGCAUGACCUCCAUGCCCUCCACCAGACCAGCAACGAUCUUGGAUCAAGUCCCACCCUCCACCAGACCAGCAACCAUCUUGGAUCAAGUCCCACCCUCCACCAGACCAGCAACCAUCUUGGAUCAAAUCCCACCCUCCACCAGACCAGCAACGAUCUUGGAUCAAGUCCCACCCUCCACCAGACCAGCAACGAUCUUGGAUCAAGUCCCCCCCUCCACUAGACCAGCAAUGAUCUUGGAUCAAGUCCCCCCCUCCACCAGACCAGCAACGAUCUUGGAUCAAAUCCCCCCCUCCACCAGACCAGCAACGAUCUUGGAUCAAAUCCCCCCUCCACCAGACCAGCAACGAUCUUGGAUCAAAUCCCCCCCUCCACCAGACCAGCAACGAUCUUGGAUCAAGUCCCACCCUGCACCAGACCAGCAACGAUCUUGGAUCAAAUCCCACCCUCCACCAGACCAGCAACGAUCUUGGAUCAAAUCCCACCCUCCACCAGACCAGCAACGAUCUUGGAUCAAAUCCCCCCCUCCACCAGACCAGCAUAAAUAACCUAUAGGGUUUGUUCGGAGUCAUGAAUAACGAGGAUUAUACAAUGGUUGAUCUGGAGGAGCAAACUCCUGAUCGUGAAGCCAGCAGAGAACCGAUACUGGAACCCACACAACACAGCGGCACCUCUGAACAGGAGAACAGAGACCCAAGGGGGAUGAAUCAGUACCUCAAGGUGGAUUUCCCCGAGCUCAUUGCUGAACCUGCCAGUGCUCACAGUUUCGACAAGGUCUGGGCCUCAAGUAAUGUCUCCUUCGAAGUCUGUAAACUCUGGGCUUAUAGGAUCAUCUCACUGCUCUGUGCAAUCCCCGCCUCCAUUCUCACCGGCUGUCUCUUCUCCUUGGUCACUUGUCUGCACAUAUGGUGCCUGAUACCCUGUGUGAGGAUCUGUCUCCUCUGUCGGCCUACCUGUCAGAAGGCUUGCCAAAGCCUGACGGACAUCAUCGUCACUCCGCUCUGCUCCAGCAUGGGGCGCUGCUUCCAGAGAGCUCACCUGCACGUGGCCAGAUACUAGGAGUCUUCCCAACACGCAGAGUCAUCCCAGGCCCACAAUGACUCCACACCCCCCAGGCCCCAACCACUCCCCCCAGGCCCCAACCA